AUGACAGAUUUUAUGGUAUUGGAAAAUCAUGAAGAAGAAAAUAUUUUAUUAGAUAGUAACAAAGAUUAUGAAUAUAAACGUGAUGAACUUUUAAGUAAGAUAAUAGAAUUAGAAAAGAAAGACCAGGUUUUAGAGUUACAAACAAUACUCAGAAAUAGAGAAACAAAUAAUUCUGAUUUUGUUUUUCAUGCCGAUCGCCUUAUGAGAUUAGUUAUUGAAGAAGGAUUAAACUGCUUGUCAUAUAAAGAAGUUGUCGUCAAAACUCCAACUGGAAGAUAUUAUAAAGGAUUAGACUUUAAAAAAGGUAAUUGUGCAAUUUCAUUAUGUAGGUCUGGGGAGUGUAUGGAAACUGCCAUGAGACAAUGUUGCAGAUCCAUGAGAAUAGGAAAAAUUUUGAUAUCAGAAAAAGAACAAAAAGUAUUAUAUUCUAAAUUUCCUCCUGAUAUUAAUCGUCGUCAAGUUUUAUUAUGUUAUCCUAUUCUUGGAACAGGUGAAACGGUAAUAAAAGCUUUAAGAUUACUGAAAGAACAUAAUGUUAAAGGUAAAAAUAUUGUCUUGAUAUCAAUUUUUUCAACAACAAAAGCAUUAAUAGAAAUAGGUAAAGAAUUUUCUCAUGUUCGUAUCAUAACAUCAGAUGUUGGUAAUGUACCAUUUAAUUUUACUAAGAAAUAUUUUGGAACAGAUUAA
This is a messenger RNA of Strongyloides ratti, 687 nucleotides long. RefSeq names its product Uracil phosphoribosyltransferase homolog. The transcript is spliced from 3 exons. NCBI's taxonomy places the organism in Eukaryota, Metazoa, Nematoda, Chromadorea, Rhabditida, Strongyloididae. The record is from RefSeq and is a predicted model, not a curated record. Bases 1 to 687 code for a protein of 228 amino acids.